AUGACUCCACCACCAGAACCUAUGAUAAAUUCAAUUGUACCGCUUCGGUACAUUAUAUCAACACAACAAACAACCACAAGUACAACUAGUAGUGGUAGUACCACAGAAUCAAACAUAGCUGUAGCAAUACCAUAUCCGGUACCUAUGCCAGUUCAGAUUGCCGUUCCAGCGAUGCCUCCUCAAUUCUGUAUAAAAAGACCAAAACAUAAAAAGUGUCCCCCAUGUCCGCCUUGUCUUUGCGCGCCAACUUGUACGCCGUCGUUCUUCUCUUACUGUUCAAGUUGUCAUCAGAAAUGCAGAUGUCGUAAGAGAGAAGAUGUACCAAAACCAUUACCACCACUUCCUCCUCGGCCACUCCCAGGUCCAGCAUUUGCAGUACCCUUUCCUGUUGCAGUCCCGAUACCAUUAAAAUCUGAUUUAUCAGACAAUAAAAUAAUAAAGAAUAGUGAAAUAAAAAACGCGUCUAAGGAUAUUGAACCGCGUGCACAGAAUGGACAAAAUGGAGUUUGUUGCACACCGUACGGUGAUGAGGAAGAUUAUGGAAAGAAAGAGAAAGAAGAAGACAAAAAAAGGAAGAAGGAAAGGAAUCAUGAUGAGUUUAUCAAACGAUUUGAUAUAAAAAAAUAA
Molecule: messenger RNA, 627 nt
Organism: Achroia grisella
Lineage: Eukaryota; Metazoa; Arthropoda; Insecta; Lepidoptera; Pyralidae
Product: deubiquitinase and deneddylase Dub1-like
Exons: 4
Coding region: 1-627 (208 amino acids)
Source: RefSeq, a predicted model, not a curated record